Molecule: messenger RNA, 1096 nt
Organism: Prunus avium (sweet cherry)
Lineage: Eukaryota; Viridiplantae; Streptophyta; Magnoliopsida; Rosales; Rosaceae
Source: RefSeq, a predicted model, not a curated record
UUACUUCUUGCUUCAUCAAUCGAUUGAAGGAUUUGGCUCUUUAAUAAUUGAAUGAUGUGACAGGUUGAGUUCUUAGAGCAUUACUUUGAUUUUAUUUUCCAUAAUCAUAUAAUAACAAAACCCAGAAGUCAGAAUUGCUAUUCAACCCAUGAGAUAGUGUUUGAUUCAAUGAAAAUUGGUAUUGUCUAAUAUCUGUUACGUUAGGCGGUGGACUUCACAUAGAAAGGGAAAUUGCUAUGUUCUUGUCAACCAAAUUCCAAGUUCUUUGAAGCCAAUCAAAUACAUGGUGUUUUAUUUUUUCCUCACAUAUGACAUAAUACAUAUGCAUUUGCUUUCUCUUUGUUGAACGUUGAUUUAAUUAAACCUUUCCAGUUGUUAACAAUUGCUCAGACUACAAAAGAUGGAGAGCAGUGAAGAGCAGAAGCUCCAAGUUAGAAAACUAGAGCUCUCAGACAAAAGCAAGGGCUUCAUAGAACUACUGCAACAGCUAACUGUUUGUGAUUCUGUAUCUGAUAAGGACUUUGAAGAUCGAUUUAGGGAGCUUAAUGCCCGUGCAGAGGACCAUCGGGUCCUUGUUAUAGAAGAUGCUCGUUCUGGAAAGAUUGUUGCAACUGGGAGUGUGUUCAUUGAAAGGAAGUUUAUAAGGAACUGUGGCAAAGUCGGGCACAUUGAAGACGUGGUGGUUGAUGCCAAUGCUCGUGGGAUGCAGUUAGGGAAGAAAAUUAUUAAUGCCCUCACGGAUUAUGCUCAUUCUCUGGGGUGUUAUAAGGUAAUUCUUGAUUGCAGUGUUGAGAAUAAAGCAUUCUAUGAGAAGUGUGGCUACAAGCAGAAGGAAAUUCAGAUGGUGAAGUAUUUCAGUUGAGAAACAUUUCAUUUUCUUGUAAGUUUGCUUUGGGAUUAUACUUUGAUCUUCAACUAAAAUAAGAUCAACAUGUAAUGGAGAGAAAAAUAGUUUCCGAAAAAAAAAAACCAUUACUUUUUGGUUCAUGGUUGUAAGAUGAAGGCCUAAACUUAAUGGGAUGAUUUAUGACUUGUGAUAUUGAUGUCGGGGCUACGCUUCUUUUUGCCCUGUUAUGUAUAGAAACUUAUGUUCUCA